Messenger RNA from Trichoderma asperellum CBS 433.97, 1422 nucleotides. RefSeq lists its product as uncharacterized. The record is from RefSeq and is a predicted model, not a curated record. Gene Ontology annotation, molecular function: zinc ion binding. NCBI's taxonomy places the organism in Eukaryota, Fungi, Ascomycota, Sordariomycetes, Hypocreales, Hypocreaceae.
AUGUCGGCCACUAGUCGAACGGGUGUUCCUGCUGCUUCAGAGGCUGGCCACCACCAAGAGCUACUGGUGGAAGAUUCAAGCUCUGAUUAUGAGUCGUACUCGGAGAUUUCUGACGAUGACGGUGACGAUGACGACGAACUGCCCGCCAUUGUGCAAUCGCCGUCUGAGCUCUCCUACACCAUCGAUCACCUCCCAGAAGAAGCCCAGGACGCAGUACGAAGGGUCUUUAGUGAGCCACCGACAAUUGCCCUGCAGCAAUGCCGGCUCAUUGACGACACAUAUGCCUUUCAGAUGACUGAACUCGUCACCCAGUCUGUUCGCAUCCGCGCUUCUGGCGACGGGUCUGCCUCGCAGCUAACAUGCUCGUGCGGGCAUGGCGGAGAGCUUGAGCCAUGCUCGCACCUGAUAUGGCUCCUGGAUCGACUUGCCAAGCAGACGCUCUACGAUUACGAUCCCAAAACACCUCUCACCAUGACUGAGGAUGGCUUCGCGCAGGAGCUCGGCGAUCCCUUCACAGCCAUCUCGGAGCAUCACCUUGACGUCCUGUCCGAUGGUCUCCACUGCCCAGUCGUCGACCCAAAAGCCGUCUCAAAAGAUGACAUGGCAUCUUGCCGAGUCCAAGAGUCUCGAGAACUCUUAUCAGCCGUCUAUGGGAUGCCGCCGGAAGAGUUCCGCCCAGACAUCUUUGACAGCAGCAGCAGCACGCCUCGCGGAAAGAAAGUGCUGAAGCGCAAUGAUCUAGACCACACAGUCCUCCGCAUGCUGCUCGACAACCACCACUUCUUCGAUUAUUUCCAAUCGGUAUCUCGCCCCAGAGAUCCCAUCAACGACCUGUUCAGGAAGCUCUCCCAGCGAGUCGACCGCGUGCUCCGCGUUUUCGACUCAUACGCCUCAGACCCAGCCUCCGCAGCAACGUCUUCGACAGAAACGCCACCAGACGCCUCUUGGGCAGCAAGACACAUCCUAGGCUGCACGAAACUCAUCAAAUCGUGCAUAUACACACGCGAUCGGCCGCUCCAGCCCUCCGAGGCAACUUCUGCCGCCCGCACGCUCGUCCACAUCCUCUCCGCCGUUGUAUCCCGCAACCAAAACGUCGACGUCCUCGACGACGCCGUCGUUGCCUUCUCCCCCACCCGCGGCACGACGCGAACAGAGCACAACCUAUAUCUCAAUCUGAUCGGCGACAGGGAUAUGGACUUUGUGAUAGCGGAGCUUAAUUUGCUUCCUGAGGCGGCGAGCCAACACCUGCAUAGCCUGGAGGCCAUAUUCGAAGACAUUGGGAGACUCGGCGCUCCGCUGUCGUACUUUGAUAAGUUCAAAUCGCUGUUGAGCCGGCUGAGGACGCCCAUUAUAGGGUCUAGUCUGAAGAGGCAGGUUGAAGAAGAGGACAGCAAUUAUCGACACUUUAAGAGAAUGAAGUGA